AUGGCGGAGCCCCAGCGCGACAGCAAAACCUUCUGCCCCGGCCCUCUCGAAGACCAGGUGCCGACCAGCUGCAAGCAGGCAAUCCCCGUGUUUGGCUGUGGAUCCGAGCGAGUCCGGUUGGCCGCGUUGCUCGAUGGCGGCGAGGCGUCCGUGGAAAAAUUCGUGAACCAGGAAAAGCCGGUGACUGUGUGCGGAUGGAGCCGCUCCGUCAGGAAACAAGGCGGCGGCAGCUUGUGCUUUGUCGUCCUUAGCGAUGGCAGCACCUCAACCAACCUCCAGGUCGUCGUCGAAGCUGGGAUUGGUGGGGACUUCCCACAGCUGCUCAAAUGCGGGGCCGGAUGCUCCUUCCGAUUCACCGGAGACGUCGUGAAAAGCCCAGCCAAGGGCCAGGCUGUCGAGCUCGCCGUCCGAGACCCCAGCAAAGGCCACCGUCUGGAGAUCUUGGGAAUGACGGACGCGGCAAAGUAUCCGUUGGCAAAGAAGGAGCACACGCGAGAGUAUCUGCGCGAGAUUGCGCACUUGCGUCCGCGCUCGUACCUGAUAGGAGCGGUUACGCGUGUGCGGUCGAACUUGGCCAUGGCGACUCACCGCUUCUUCCAGGAUCGCGGCUUCCUGUACAUCCACACGCCGAUUGUCACGGCGUCGGACUGCGAGGGCGCUGGGGAAAUGUUCCAGGUGUCGACUCUCCUGCCGCCGCCUCCCGCGGAAACCAAAGAGAAUGAAAAGAAGGCCGACGGGGCUGCGAACGGCCAAGCUGCGGCGCCGGCUGAGCCUCUUGUGCCUUUGACCAAGGACAAGAGGGGUGUUGACUACUCCCGAGACUUCUUCGGCAGACCCGCGUUCCUCACGGUGUCUGGACAGCUGGCCGUCGAGCCGUACUGCUGCGCGCUGUCGGAUGUCUACACCUUCGGUCCGACCUUCCGAGCAGAGAACUCGCACACGUCCCGACACCUUGCGGAGUUUUGGAUGGUGGAGCCUGAAAUCGCCUUCGCCACGCUCGAAGACAACAUGGUCGUCGCGGAGGCCUACGUGAAAUUCUGCGUCCAGUGGGUACUGGACAACUGCAGAGCCGACAUUGAGUGGUUCCAAAAGAACCAGGAGGAAGGCCUCGUUGCCCGUCUGGAGAACAUUCUGGCAGAGCCGUUCGCCCGGGUCUCGUACACGGAAGCGAUCGAGAUCUUGAAGGCGGAAGAGCCGAAGGCGCAGUUCAAGGAAAAGGUGGAGUGGGGCAUGGACAUGGGGAGCGAACACGAGCGGUACUUGACCGAGAACAUCUACAAGAAGCCGUGCAUCGUGUACAACUACCCGAAGGACAUCAAGGCCUUCUACAUGAAGCUGAACGAGGACGGCAAGACGGUCCGGGCCAUGGACGUUUUGGUUCCCAAGAUCGGCGAACUGGUUGGAGGAUCUCAGAGAGAAGACGACCGCGAUCGCCUCGCUGCGAUGAUUCAAGCGAAAAACCUGGACCCGAAACCGUACUGGUGGUACAUGGAACUCCGCGAGUACGGCACCAUCCCGCACGCGGGCUUCGGCCUCGGCUUCGAGCGCCUUGUUAUGCUGGUUACCGGAAUCGAAAACAUCCGCGACACGAUCCCGUACCCGAGGUACCCGGGCCACGCCGAGUUCUAA
Messenger RNA from Neospora caninum, 1629 nucleotides. Its product is annotated as Asparaginyl-tRNA synthetase, related. Gene Ontology annotation, biological process: asparaginyl-tRNA aminoacylation. The record is from RefSeq and is a predicted model, not a curated record. Lineage: Eukaryota; Apicomplexa; Conoidasida; Eucoccidiorida; Sarcocystidae. Gene Ontology annotation, cellular component: mitochondrion. Bases 1 to 1629 code for a protein of 542 amino acids. The transcript is spliced from 3 exons. Gene Ontology annotation, molecular function: asparagine-tRNA ligase activity; nucleic acid binding; ATP binding.